Molecule: messenger RNA, 867 nt
Organism: Ectocarpus siliculosus
Lineage: Eukaryota; Phaeophyceae; Ectocarpales; Ectocarpaceae
Source: the annotation of a GenBank genome assembly
AUGAUGGCCGCUCCGGAGGAAACGCUCCCGCUGAGGGUGAGCGUCAACGGUGACGGUCCCGGGAACCACGACGGGCACCACGGGAAGAAGCUGGCCCUGGGAGCGACCGUCGCCUACCUCUUGGUCUUCGCGUUGAUAUGUUUCCCAGCCGUGGUCCCCCUGUGGCACCCCACCUACUACGCCGAGCUUGGCGCCGAGCAGAGGGGUUGGACCUGGCUCGGCGCCAACGCCCUGUGGCUCGCGCUGGCCCUGCUGUGGACCCUUCUGCACCUCGACAACGGACCGUGCGUCGCGACAGCCUGCCUUCUCUGCUCCGUCUUGUGGUUCUACCUCAGCCUCGUGCUCCUCUCUCAGGCGUGCAGGGGGCAGUUGCCGCUCAUGGCCAUCGCCGACGCGCUCGUGCACUUGACCAUGCUGAUCGUGUGCUUCCGGGCGGCCUGGGUAGGCGUGGCGAAGAAGUCGCAGAAGGCGAGGUCCGACGGCAGCUCCACGUGGAGACGGGUGCUUCGAAAGUGGGCGCUGGUGUCCGCUAGCGCCACUCUUUUCGCCGCUUUCCUGGGAUGCUGCUCGAGCAGUCUUCCGCUGAUCCCGCCGGUUUCGGAGAGGGAGUCGGCCCCCUGGGAAUGGAACUCCGCUAUACUCUUCGCCAUGACCCUGGCGGUUCUCUGGGCGGCGUUUCUCACGCGGGGCGGGCUUGUUGACGAGACGAAGCGGGCAGCCUGCGCCUGGAUUGCCCUCUCCUUUUCCGGCAGCUUCGUGCUGUGCUCGUUCUCCUGGCAAGCACUUGGGCUGGACGCGCGCAGCGUUACCACGUCGGUGGUUCUUGCCGUAGAAACCGCCGUCCUCGCGGCGGCUGCUGUGGUUUGA